Molecule: messenger RNA, 2103 nt
Organism: Cylicocyclus nassatus
Lineage: Eukaryota; Metazoa; Nematoda; Chromadorea; Rhabditida; Strongylidae
Source: the annotation of a GenBank genome assembly
GCACAUUCGUAACUGCACCGCUACAAUGUUUACCCUAUGCGCUACUUAUAUAAGUCGAAUACGCGGUUUUCCUAUUUCAAAUGAUUCGAUUUGCACUGCUUCUCAUUCUCCACACAGCCGUCCCAGUUGUUCGAACACAGUACAUGGGCUAUGGAGCUUUUGGAGGAUAUCCAAUGAAUCCAAUGAUGGUGAAUCCCUUUGGGAUGCCUACACCAUAUGGGCUCAAUCCAUUGUAUGAUGCUAUGAUGUACGCCGAUUGCAUAGGUUUGAGCCCAUGUCCCAUGGGGGUACCGUAUGGAGGUUAUGGCAUGUACGGCGGUAUGCCUGGAAUGACUGGUAUGACUGGUAUGACUGGUAUGACUGGUAUGACUGGCAUGACUGGUAUGACUGGUAUGAAUGGUAUGGGAGGAGGUGCAGUCAAUGGAAUGAAUGGGAUGAACAACGUACAAAGCAAUGUUGGAACCCUCAAUAACGGAAAUACGAUGCGAACUUCAAUGAAUAGACUGGCAGGCUCAAGAACUAGAUAUGGACCAGUGGGACAAGGAUGUCAGACAGCUGGUUGUAACUCCGGGAAUUGGUGGGAUUACAAAAAAUUGAAGCUCAGGUUUACGUUUAUUAGCAACACAAACGAUCUUCUGAGCAGAAAAGGAGAUGACGUGAUAACAUCAAGGCUGGUCCCGCGACGACUGAUACCGUUUUACUCGGCUCAGUAUAUCAACAAGGAUACAGCCGCAUUCGUCAAACAACUUGAAGUCAGCAAUCCUGAGUGUAGGGUGGAAGCCCAAUAUGCCCCAACUAUCGACUUCACAAAGCAUGUCAAGAAUCUUUCUGUGCGCUAUGUGUCAACUGUGCUACCCCAAGAAUGCAACCUUGAUGACUGGAUUGUUUUGCCGCUCUUUCAGCACGGCCAGGAUAUACCUAUUGAUAAUGACGGUCGCACCGCUAUCCUAUUGGCGCAUGCACCAUCCCUCGAGCGUCUUCUCGAAAUGUGGCGAGAGCGUCUUGAUGGUGAGCACUAUGAUCGCAAAGAAAAGAGGCGCCAUAAGGCUGAACGAAGAGAAAACCAUCAUAAACGAAGAUCAGAAAAGCGGCGUCUCAAAGAAAAUCAAGAGGUUGAGAACUGCUCGAAACGAAGCAAAUUAGAAGACGGCAUUGAACCAGAAAUAUGUGAAGCGGUAGAUAAGUUUCAAGAUGCUGAGGAACAUACGAGUAGUGCACCGCAGUUCAACCAAUACACCACUGCGAAAGUUGUUGAACACCGCACCAACCCUAUAUGCCAGCAGAAAGCUCAGCUGGAGAUAUCAUCAAAUUCACUUGAAGUAGAUGAACGUAUGGAUUUGGACGAAAAUGAAAUGUUAGCCAUGGAGGAGCAAAUUGCAAAUAUCCAAGACAAACCUGUGCUUAAUACCAAGAUUACGAGCAACGAGCACGAGAUUUGUCGGGAAUCAGUUCACGCGGCAUACAAUCUGGAGCGAGAGUUGAAUGGAGAGCCAAUGGAAUGUAAGAAAUUCAAAGAAAGUCUAAUACGAGUGGAAACUCCAUAUGUGGUCGAAGAACCUUUACCAGAGCUGAUAACGGAGCACCGCCCCACAAAAGCGGAACUGAAGAAGAACUCGGCGUCAAACAAGGUCAAGACUUCCUUAUUGCAGCGUAUGGCAGAGGGUCAUGAAGUAGACGUUGAUGCCACCAAUGCUGCCGCCAGCGAGAACGACUACAAGAACACGUUUUGUUACUUAUGUCGAGUCGAUUUCAAUACUUCCAAAGCAUUAUAUUUACACAAUGUAAAAUCGCAUUCGGAGGGAGAGGUGCAGUGUGAUAUUUGUUACAAGCCUCUUAAGAAUCGUAUCACACUAAUGAAACAUAAGAAACUGCAUUUGGGGGCUGAAGAUAUGCAGUGUUUGUGCACAGAAUGUGGUCGACCUUUCAAGGAUAAGCGUGCUCUUACUGCACAUGUUACUUAUACAAGACAUAUGCUUGGUGUAUCUGCCAAUCCCCCUCCUCCUCCUUCUCGCUCAUGAAAUUGUCUUUUCCAUUGCAUUCUUUCCAUAUAUCAUACAGAGUAUUUCUUUGUCGCUUCAGCUUUGUUGAGGAUUUUUUACUUGC